AUGUUGAAGCGGGGACUGGCGGCAUCACGGCUUCCCGGCCGGCUUCCUGGAGCUGCUGCCGUGGCGAGGCUGUCGGGUCGGCGGACGACGAGCAGGCUGCCAGCAAUUCCGUGGACAUGUCGGCGGUGCUCACCGCGGGGUGUAUCGACGAGUGCUGGAAGCGCAGCAGCAGUGUCUUGGACGACGGCCAGCGCGUUUGCCAAAUCAUAUCCGGCUCUGGACACGUUUGAGCGGCGCCACAUCGGGCCGGACGAGUCGGAGACGGAGGCGAUGCUGAAGGCGCUGUCGCCCCCGGUAGCGAGCCUAGACGAGUUUGUGGCACAGGUGGUGCCGGCGGACAUCCUGACAGAGCGGCCACUCUUCCCGAAGGCACAGUCAGGGCCGGGCGAUGCGGUGACGCGGGCGAUCACGGAGGCGCUGCCGGAACACAAGGUACUAGCAGAGGCGCAGGCGGUGGCAGCGGAGAACGUGCUGGCGAGGAGCUUCAUUGGGGCGGGCUACUACGACACGCUAGUACCAGAGGUGAUCAAGCUCAACGUGCUGGACAACCCGGCGUGGUACACGAGCUACACGCCGUACCAGCCGGAGAUCAGCCAGGGACGGCUGGAGUCGCUGCUGAACUUCCAGACGCUGGUGACGGACAUGACGGCGCUGCCGGUGGCAAACGCGAGCCUGCUGGACGAGGGCACAGCAGCUGCCGAGGCGGUGACGCUGUCUCUGAACGUGCUGUCGACAGCACGGUCACGGCGAGCGGGCAAGACGUUUGUGGUGUCGCACCUGGUGCACCCGCAGACGUUGGCGGUGCUGCGCGGGCGAGCAGACGGAUUCGGCAUCAAGGUGGACGUCCGGGACGUCGGGGCGGCAGACUUUGUGAGCUCAGGCUUGGCAGAGAUCGGCGAGGACUUGGUGGGCGUGCUGGUGCAAUACCCGGACACAGAGGGCGGCGUGGUGGACUUCCGGGCGCUGGCCGAGGGGGUGCACGCACACGGCGGACUGCUGAGCUGCGCGACGGACCUGCUGGCACUGACAUUGCUGACGCCACCGGGCGAAUGGGGGGCGGACAUUGCGUUUGGCAGUGCACAGCGAUUGGGCGUGCCGAUGGGCUUUGGCGGGCCGCAUGCAGCUUUUUUUGCGGUGGCAGACAAGUAUAAGCGCAAGAUGCCAGGGCGGCUGAUUGGAGUGUCGAAGGACCGGCUGGGAGGCCGGGCGUUGCGGCUGGCGCUGCAGACACGCGAGCAGCACAUCCGACGCGAGAAGGCGACGAGCAAUGUGUGCACGGCCCAGGCGCUUCUGGCCAACAUGAACGCGCUAUAUGCCGUGUACCACGGGCCGGGUGGGUUGAAGGCGAUAGCUGAACGGGCGGUGCGCGGAGCGCGGAUCCUGCAGCUGGCAGCGGAGAAGCUGGGACUGAAGGUCAAGGCAGCGCCGGUGUUUGACACGUUUGUGAUCCGCUGUGCGAACGGUCAGGCCGACCAGCUGCUGGCGGUGGCCGAAGCUCACGGGUGCAAUCUGCGCAAGCUGAGUGCGGACGAGGUGGGUGUCAGCGUGGACGAAGCCAAGAGCCACGACGACCUGCUGGCACUGAUCGGGGCCUUUCACGCGUUUGCGGGCAUCAAGACCGGACUGGAGACGUUUGUGCAUCACUUGCUGGUCGAGGCGGACGACAUGGACGACUUGGACGAAAUGGACGAGGUGCCUCUCAUCCCCGAGCCGUUCCGGCGCACGUCGGCCUACCUGACACACCCCGUGUUCAACUCGCAUCACUCGGAGACGGAGAUGCUGCGGUACAUUCACCAUUUGCAGUCCAAGGAUCUGUCGCUGGUGCACUCGAUGAUUCCGCUGGGGUCGUGCACAAUGAAGCUGAACGGGUCAGUCGAGAUGGCGACGCUGCAGAUGCCCGGCUUCGCUCAGCUACACCCGUUCGUGCCGCGGGACCAGGCAACCGGCUAUGGACGGCUGCUGGGCUGCCUCAAGGACCAGCUGCGCGACAUCACCGGCAUGGACGCGGUGUCGCUGCAGCCGAACUCGGGAGCUCAAGGCGAAUUUGCGGGUCUGCGGGCCAUCCGGCGGUUCCACGAGCUGCGCGGCGACAAGUCACGUGAUGUGUGUCUGAUCCCGGUGUCAGCCCACGGCACCAACCCAGCAUCGGCCGCGAUGGCCGGCCUGGCCGUAGUGCCGGUGCGCUGCGAUGCCAAGACGGGCAACCUGGACCUGGACGACCUGGAAGCCAAGUGCGCCAAGUACGCCGACCGGCUGGCGGCCAUCAUGAUCACGUACCCGAGCACGUUUGGCGUGUUUGAGCCGGGCGUGCGGCAGGCUUGCGACCUCGUGCAUGCUCACGGCGGCCAGGUUUACAUGGACGGUGCCAACAUGAACGCACAGAUUGGGCUCUGCUCGCCGGGCGACAUUGGCGCCGACGUGUGCCAUCUGAACCUGCACAAGACCUUUUGCAUUCCUCACGGUGGCGGCGGGCCGGGUUCAGGGCCCAUUUGCGUCAAGGAGCACCUGGCCGUGACCCUGCCGCCUGAGACGGACUACUUUAUUGCCGACAGCGAGGGAACGGGAACGGCGCUGCCGGCCGUUAGCAGCGCGCCCUUUGGCAGUGCCAGCAUCCUGCCGAUCAGCUGGGCCUACAAUCUGCUGAUGGGCGGCGCUGGUCUCAAGAAGGCGACCAAGCUGACGCUGCUCAACGCCAACUACCUGCUUAGCCGGCUGCAGCCGCACUACCCGAUCGUGUACACGAACGCGCGCGGCCGCUGCGCGCACGAGUUCAUCCUCGACCUGCGACCCUUUCACGACUCGGCCGGCAUCGAGGCCAUCGACGUAGCCAAGCGGCUGCAGGACUACGGCUUCCACGCGCCGACGAUGAGCUGGCCUGUGGCCAACACUCUGAUGAUCGAGCCGACCGAGAGCGAGAGCAAGGCCGAGCUAGACCGCUUUGUCGACGCCCUCGUCAGCAUCCGCGCCGAGAUCCGUGACGUCGAGGAAGGCCGUGCGCCGCGCGUCGGCAACGUCCUCAAGAUGGCACCCCAUCCCAUUCACGACGUCGUCGGCGCCGCCUGGGACCGCCCCUACUCGGCCGAGACGGCCGUGUACCCGCUGCCGUAUCUGCGCGAGAAGAAGUUCUGGCCGUCGGUGGCCCGGGUGGAUGAUACCUACGGUGACCUCAACCUCUUCUGCACCUGUCCUCCCGUCGUGGACACGACCGGCCAGGAAUGA
Molecule: messenger RNA, 3219 nt
Organism: Grosmannia clavigera kw1407
Lineage: Eukaryota; Fungi; Ascomycota; Sordariomycetes; Ophiostomatales; Ophiostomataceae
Product: glycine dehydrogenase
Exons: 2
Coding region: 1-3219 (1072 amino acids)
Biological process (GO): glycine decarboxylation via glycine cleavage system
Cellular component (GO): glycine cleavage complex; mitochondrion
Molecular function (GO): pyridoxal phosphate binding; glycine binding; glycine dehydrogenase (decarboxylating) activity
Source: RefSeq, a predicted model, not a curated record